This is a messenger RNA of Rhipicephalus sanguineus (brown dog tick), 3614 nucleotides long. RefSeq lists its product as uncharacterized. Gene Ontology annotation, molecular function: G protein-coupled receptor activity. Lineage: Eukaryota; Metazoa; Arthropoda; Arachnida; Ixodida; Ixodidae. Bases 924 to 3485 code for a protein of 853 amino acids. Gene Ontology annotation, biological process: G protein-coupled receptor signaling pathway; cell surface receptor signaling pathway. The transcript has 2 exons. Gene Ontology annotation, cellular component: membrane. The record is from RefSeq and is a predicted model, not a curated record.
GUUGCCGCUAGAGAGUUUGUGGCUCGCACCGGCCGCGGGGAGAGCCCCCCAAAAUAGUGGGCCUCUCGGCACGAUCCCGGUUGCCGACAAGGCGGUGCAGCCUGGGCUGUCUGCCCUAGACAGAGAGCGCGCGCCGCGCCGGUGCCCAUCAACGUUAACCAUCGCCGACGAGCCAGCUGCCUAGUGAGCCCGUCGGCGAGAGGGCCGGUCCUUUCCAGUCAACUCCAGGGCUGUCUUCUCUGUCUGUGCGUGUCCGGGACGGUGAAACCUAGUUGCCGAUCGACCUGGAUUAGACGGGGCUCUGUGCCACCGCGGUUGACAUUGUGCAUCGCUGUGACGAUGCCGCUGGAACUUUUUCCAGGCGGGCUUUUCGAGAUUGUGGGCGGUGAGACUUCGUGAAGCGUGAGCGGUCGGGAAGAUAGGUAGCGCCGUAGGUAUCGUGGCGAUAAUCAUGUCGACGACGGGCGUGGUCGAGGAAGAGACCACGUGUUCUCGAGCGCCGGAUCAGUUGCUCUGAGGGACCGCGCCGGCAUUUCACGGGCAUCAUUUUCUAUACUUCACGUGUGACGUAUUUGUGUGUGCGUCUGUAAAAGGGACGGAUCUGGUCCCGCACUUAGUUUCAGCGUCCUGUGUUCGUGAGGUGUCGGCCGACGGACGCAUGUGAUGGUCCGACCACGUGGGCAACAUCGCAACGCCGGCGCCUCUGGCCAAAGACUGUGUCGUCCGCUGGCAGGUCCACAACGUUUGCUUGGCACCUGUAGUGAUUGAUGUGUAGUAGUGGAAGACGUUCUGCGUGAAGGCGAAGAAGCCGACGGUCAACGAUCCCUUCCCGAAGUCGGCGUCCCCUGCCUCGCCCAGCUUUAUGGUCGGUUCCUUCGACCACCUGUAAAGGUUUACACGACAAAUCGAAGACAUUUCCAGAAAUGUGGCUAACGGCGCAACUCAUUUUGACUGCCGGCCUGGCUCAGGCUCUGGCAUCGAACUGGCGCAGCAUACGGAGCGACCGGCUCAACGCCGGCCUCUGUCCCGACUCGGACGACGACUUGUGUUCGAACGGUCGACCCGACAGCACGAGGCUGGCCUGCAAGUGCGACUACGCGUGCGCCAAGUUCGGUGACUGCUGCGUGGACGCCCCGCGGAGUCCCAGCCGCGAGCCGACGCACGCCUGGCGGUGCCACCCGAGCGGCUUCUUCUCGCUCAGGGCCUGUCCCGCCCGCUGGCCUCCCGACGACGCCGUGCGUCGACUCUGCGAGGGCUGGGAAGACAGGGACGGCUUCGAGGACGACUACGGCGGCGACGGGAGCGACCCGGUUGUUCCCCCCGUCAGGCACUACCUGGAGGACGUUCCCGCCUUCUCGAGUGACUCGGAGCGCAUGUACUGGAACGUCUUCUGCGCCGCGUGCCACGGCGACGCCGUCCGGCUCUCCACGUGGCCCGCCAGCCUGGACUGCGACAGUGCGCCGCUCGGAGGUCGCGGUCCGGGUCCUGUAGUCAUAUUCGACGAGAGGUCCCUCCGACAGCUCGUGGCCGCCGGGAACCUGAGCUACGUGGGCGACAACCGGUUCCUGGUGACGGACAGGAACGAGAAGCACCGCUGCAUGCUCAGAGUACAGAGGUCUGGCUGGAAGUCCUUCUCACAGGCGCACCUUCUUCGCUCGUGCGCGUCGGGCGCCGAAGCGGCCCCGCGAUGCCGCAACAGCAGCGCCGAGCUGGUGUCUCGCUGCGGUGCCUACACCGCGUACGUGCACGAUAGGGUGUCGCGAAGGAACUACCGCAACUACCACUGCGCACUGUGCGACGUGACGCAGAAGCAGCGGCUCGCGUGCGGCGCGUACGCCGACGACCUCGAGCCGGAGGGCAACGUGGUCUCGUACCAGUGGCAGAUCGAGUUCCGCGUCUGGAGGAACCCGGAAGACACCCCGCUCGAGUGUCCCGAUGACAGGCGCAUGAAGGACGACCUGACGCGAGCCUGCCUGCCCGUGGGCUGCGCGCCGGGUCUGGUACCCGGACCAGAAGGUAUGUGCGUGCCCGAAGACGUCGCCCAACCAGACCCGUUCGACAAGCCGCCGCCAGCGUGUCCUGUUAUUCACCUGGGGUCCAAGUAUGUGGGACUACUUCGAAACGGCUCCUUGCUCCUCAACGUGAGCCGUGGGCAGGUGUUCGCUCCCGACCAGUUCCUCCUUGUGGCGGAGCGCCAACACUUGCCACCUGAAAGCUUGACAAGUCAGUCAGUACGAUGCCAUGCACACAUCUGCGCACCGAUUUUCCGUCCUAUUUACAAGUUGCUUUGUAAAGCGAAUGUAGUUUUCUUUAUACAAUAUACAAAGUGUUUUGUGCCUAACUGUGACUUGCAGGUGAACGAGCAAAACAGAACCAUCGGCUGGUACGCUCUGGCCUGCGCCUGCCACCGCAUCAGCUUCAUGUGGACGCCCUCCCUGCUGUUCGUUGCGAGGCUGGCACUGGGUGUUUCCAUCCUCUGCCUCGCCGUCCUCCUGGUCACCAGGCUGCUCGAACUGCACGUGCGGCGCCACAAAAUGGCCGCCUGCCUCGCCGCGAGCGCCAUCUUGUCGCAGUUCACCCUCCUGCUGGAGCCUCACAUCGAACCCUUCAGCCGCGGCUGCGCCGCUCUCGCCGUGGCCUGGCACUACUGGAACUUGGCCUGCGUCGCCUGGAUCGUGGCGCUAGCCGGCGACGCGUACCGAGCUCUGCACGCGCUGCGCAGCAUGCGUCCGGACGGGCGCUCCAUCCGGCAGCUAGGCCUACUCUGCUGGUUCGGCCCGGUGAUCGUCGUCGCCGCGGCGUUGGCCAUCGACAGGCUCCAACCGGAGUGGCCUCUGAGACCGCUGUACGGCGAGCCUCUGUGCCUGCUCAACGAUUCCCUGGGCUCCGCGGUGUUUCUGGGCAUGCCCAUCGCAGCCAUGCUGCUGACGGCGGCCACUUUGCUAAGCCUAGUCGCACCGAGGCUCUGUGGAGGCCCGCCUCCGCAGACGAAGCCUGCCAAGGCCGAGUUCCGAGCCGACCGCGUCCGCUUCUUCCGGCUUGCCGCGAUCGUGUUGCUCGCAGUAGUCACGUGGUCUUCGCCGCCGCUCGCCGUGGCGCUGGGUAUGCACCAGCUGUGGUACGUGUUCUUCGGCUGCCUCGCCGCUCAGGGCAUGGUGGCGCUCGCGGCGUUUGCCCCGCUCGGACGCCUGGCGGCGCGGCUGCGCGGCACGCGGUCGGCGGGCGUGCUCGUCGCAAGUUCGUCGGUGGGACACCUGUCCGACCCGCAGCAGGUGCCGCCGCUGGCCGCCACUACGGUGCCGAUCGACCCCGUGACUGGGCCUUAUCGCAAGCACUUGCCGUCGCAGGCAGCGGCGGUUGCCGCCACUCAGCAACAGAGUUCGCCCAGUAGGCGCUCGUCGUGCAAGCCCAACCUGGAGCGCCGCUUCAGCAAUAAGAGGCCGCUUGUCAUCGAGGACGAACUGGAGACCAACGGCAAGGCUUGACUUUCGGAGGUGUGAAUGCGCAGUUUCUUCGCGGUGGACGCUUAGGCCAUACGUGUUGUGCGCAUGCGUGAAAAUGUGCUAAAACAUGUUAAACGACCAGUGUGUAACAUACAUUUCUUUGCGGCACAG